Lichtheimia ornata is the source of this 1977-nucleotide messenger RNA. RefSeq lists its product as uncharacterized. The record is from RefSeq and is a predicted model, not a curated record. NCBI's taxonomy places the organism in Eukaryota, Fungi, Mucoromycota, Mucoromycetes, Mucorales, Lichtheimiaceae. The transcript is spliced from 10 exons. Bases 1 to 1977 code for a protein of 658 amino acids.
AUGUCGACGGAUCGAUUCUACGUUCCACUCAAGAACCAGCAAUUCCCAGUUAUCAUUUCGUAUCGCGAUCUGGUCAAGAGUCGACGUAAAGAGCAGCUCAAGCCUGUGGAAGCACCGCCCAUUGUACCCGAUAGUGCCGACAAUGAUUUCUUUGCAGGCAUUCUCGAACGUGCAAAGAACUACAGCUUGACUGAUGGAGACGACGUUGACGACAAUGCUUCGGAAGGUGACGAUGAUCCAUCGGCCGACAAAUCGAAGCGCGCUGUAGGCGAGGACUACGACUUUGAUGAUCCAUUUAUCGAUGAUAGCGACUUGCUCUUUGAAGAUCCACAGACGAGCUCACAUCCAGAAUAUGACGGCUGGUUCGUGUAUCAUGGUACCUUGGAUGGCAAUGAUCAACUCACAACCAAACGCGACAAGACCAAAACGACAUCAUCAACAGCCACCAAAAAGAAAGCAACAACGACAAAGCAAACCAAGGAAAAGACCAACGUUGUGAAGAAGGAUAAGGAAAAGACUGCCAGCACAACCGCCAAAAAGACCAAUACAGCAACAUCAUCAUCAUCAUCAGCAAUGGGUUCCACCUCUUCUCAAAAGUCAUCCCAACCUGAGCCAUCUACUUCAACAGGCAUUGCUGAUAAAGAACAAUCAAAAAAGUCAUCAUCAACAUCUACAGCAACACCAACAGCAUCUACAUCUACCGAUAAAAAGGCUGUGAAACCAACAAAGUCUUCUUCAUCCGAGACAACAACUCCCAAGAAAAAGGUGGCAUCUUCAGAGACUCGCCCAUUAAGUCCGGAGAUUCACGCUCUAUUGGAGAAGCUUAAGCAGGAUGCCGUGCAUGAGGAUUUCAAAUACAAGGCCAAGUUUCCACCUAAUUUACGACCUACGACAUUGGAUAUUGGCAGACUCAUGUAUCGUGAAAAGAACAUGCUUGACAACAACUUGAUCACCCAUUUGAUGAACAUCCUCCCAUACAACCGAUUUACAUUGACAAAAUUCCUUACGACAAAGACUGGUCCUGAGCGUGUACAAGAAUUGCAAGAGGAGCUCAACACGAUGAUUGAGGAAUUGAAAAGUGAGGUGAACAAGCUUAUGCCCGAGCAAAAUCGACAACACAGUGAAAAGGUGGCAUCUUUGGUAGCUGCCAAAGCAAAGGGAGGUGAUGCAUCCACCAGUACGGAUGAUCCAGCAUUUCUACCAAAGUUUAAAUGGAAUGAGGAAUUGCGACAAAAGCUGUAUAACAUACUCAAGGUGGACCAGGCAAUUAUCACAAUCUCCAAUGAUAUCGCCAAUUACACCAAACAAGAUCCAGUGAAUGAAGUCAGGGCACGAAAACAGAUCCAUCAGAGGCUCCUAUCAUGUUGGCCAGAAGGAUGGAUGACCACGGGCGAAUUGAGUCGUACCAACAGCGCAUACAAGGUCAAGAUGCGUGCCAAGUCAUCUUCAGCAACGAGCACAAGACGACAGCAUAACACGACGACCGAUUCCAAAAAUGUUAUUGGCACUGCGCCACCACAAUCUGAUCAGGAUAAGGUUUCCGACACAUCAACUGCCACCACAGCUAAAGUACAAGGUGCCAAGCGUGAGGCUGAGCCACAUCCAAACGAACUUGAUCCAAGCAAACGGCAUCGUGGUGAACAAGGCGUCAUUGUCAUACCUGAUGAUCAACCCACAGAUGUGGCGUUAAACGGCAGCACUGGCAGUGGCGGCGGCGGCAGCAGCAGCAGUAGUAGUAUCCAACCUAUCACUCAAUCCACUCCUACGACGGCUCCAGCUAUGACGCCAUUACCUUCACAACUAUUGCAACAAGCAGCCAAUGCAGCUUCUAUUGCUCAACAUCACCAACAACAGGAUCGUUCUACUACUAUUACUACUACCACAACACCAGGAGCCACGAUGGCCAUCCAAUCCUUGAUGAAUACCAAUUUGCUUCACAAUCCUCCCCAAAACUCUUCUUCUCCCAAUCAACAAUGA